Messenger RNA from Pseudocercospora fijiensis CIRAD86, 840 nucleotides. RefSeq lists its product as uncharacterized. Lineage: Eukaryota; Fungi; Ascomycota; Dothideomycetes; Mycosphaerellales; Mycosphaerellaceae. The transcript is spliced from 2 exons. The record is from RefSeq and is a predicted model, not a curated record. Bases 225 to 743 code for a protein of 172 amino acids.
CGAGAUCUUGCUGCGCUCGUUCUCGCUCACCCUCACCCCGAGACUCGUGCCUUGCUUGCCUGACUCUUCAGCUGACAACAGUUUGUCCCGUUCACCUACCCAUAUUCGCCCUGUCUCAGGCUGUCGAAUUGACGACAACAACGGUCGCCUCUCAAAACAACGAUAACAGCGCAGUGACUCAUUACGUUCCGUGCCUGGAGGCCGCAACGCUGGUCACGCUCAAGAUGGCCACACAAGCAGAAGCGGGCGCAAAUCGGAACGCGACUGGCUUGACGGACUCUACACACAGCAGUUCGUCUAGCAGCGCGGAGAGAUACCAGUUAGAUGAGUUCGACGAAGGGCCCAUCCUGCUGUAUCGAUACAGGGGAGGCCUGCAGACCUCGUCGCAGAAGGACCUGUGUCAGUGGCUCGACAAGGACGAGAAGCUCCGCGUCACCAAGAAGCAGAUCCCACGAUUGCAGUCAUUCGUCGACGUCAAGCGCCAUGACCUGUAUCUGCCCGAAGAGAAAGAGAUGUACAGCGACCUGCCCAACUUCGACUCGUCGUUGGCCGCUAUCAAGAUUCCGUCGACCGCGUAUUGGAGUCGGCUGUUCUUGGGCAACUACGACCAUCUCUACAUUGUGUCGCCCGAGAGCACUCCGACGUCCAGUGUUGCCGACAGCGAAAGUCGAAGGACAAGUCCCACCUCGACCUGGGCACAGGACAGCACUGAGGAUGCAAAGAUAGGCGCGGAUCAUCAAUGAAAUGUUCGAUGAUCUCGCCGCCAUCGCAACGGCUGUGUUUGCGUCUUGCACUUCAGCGUGGUCGAAAUCAGGACUGCUAUCAAAGAAACUCGAAUCG